Molecule: messenger RNA, 819 nt
Organism: Lolium perenne
Lineage: Eukaryota; Viridiplantae; Streptophyta; Magnoliopsida; Poales; Poaceae
Source: RefSeq, a predicted model, not a curated record
AUGGCAUACCUGCUGCUGUACGUCGAUGACAUCAUCCUGACGGCCUCCACCGCUGGUCUUCUUCGACAGCUCACCGACAAUCUUCGCGCUGAGUUCGCGUUGAAGGAUCUUGGCCCGCUCCACUACUUCCUCGGCAUCGAGGUUGUCCGGCGUGCGGACGGAUUCUUCCUCCAUCAGCGGAAGUAUGCCCACGAGCUUCUCGAGCGUGCAUGGAUGCUUAACUGCAACCCUGCGCCUACUCCUGUCGACACGAAGGCCAAGCUCUCCGCCAGUGAUGGGUUGCUAGCGUCUGACGCGCCGUUCUACCGCUCCAUCGUCGGUGCUCUUCAGUACUUGACGUUGACGCGACCGGAGCUCCAGUAUGCCAUGCAGCAGGUGUGCUUGCACAUGCAUGCUCCUCGGGAUGCUCAUUGGGCCGCGGUGAAGCGGAUUCUCCGCUACGUAUGUGGUACCAUGGGCUACGGCUUGUCGUUGCAUGCUUCGCCCUCGACGUCGACUGAGUUUGUCGCCUACUCGGACGCGGACAGGGCGGGCUGCCCGGAUACGCGCCGCUCCACCAGCGGCUACUGCGUCUACCUCGGCUCGUCGCUCGUCUCUUGGUCCUCCAAGAGGCAGCCCACCGUGUCUCGCUCCAGUGCUGAGGCCGAGUACCGCGUCGUGGCUAACGCUGUGGCUGAGUGCACAUGGCUUCGUCAGCUUCUGUCCGAGCUCUCUUGUCCUGUUGACAAGGCUACGGUGGUCUUCUGCGACAACGUGUCGGCUGUCUACCUCUCCGCCAACCCCGUGCCGACCCUUCGACUGCGGAGGGGUGUUGAGUAA